Messenger RNA from Paramecium pentaurelia, 548 nucleotides. Lineage: Eukaryota; Ciliophora; Oligohymenophorea; Peniculida; Parameciidae. The record is from the annotation of a GenBank genome assembly.
AUGAAGAUUGAAUUAACAGUUAUAAUUGUUUAAAUGUUAAUUUAAAUAUCUAAUUAGAAUUGUAUCAGAUAAUCAAACAACUUAAAUUAUUUAUUGAAGAGAAAUCACUAGAAUGUAUUAUCUUAUUAAUCAGGAGCAUUAAUUUCAUCAAAAAAUGUUAAUUACUUUUAAUACUAGAAUGAUGGGGUUUGUCUAAGAGAUGGAUUUAUAAAACAAGGCCAGUUGGAGCACCAUAUACCUCAUGUGGAUUAGGGAAAUAAAUUUCCAUAACACUGCUCUAAAAGUAUUUAUUGAAUACAUUAAAAAUUUGGUUUUGGGAUUAUGACUUUCUUUAUAACGAAAGUACCAGACAUUUCGAUAUCGUUGUUUAUGCUAAAUUAGAUUAAGGAAAAAAUAAAAUUUAUGAGAAUAAAUUCGCAAUAAGUCUCAUGACUAUAGAAUUUGAUGAUUAGUUUGUUGAAGAAUUUUAAGUAGUAAAUGUAGGAGGAAAUACUCACAAUGGAAAUUUAAAUAUCAUUAAAGUUGAAGCCUAUUAUAAAUUUUCAUGA